UUAACAUUCCUGUAAUCUGAUAAUCUCUUAUCAGCAACUGACCAGAUUCAGCUAAUUUUGCGCACGCCUUCAUUCUUCCAGCGUGCAUUGCUUUGUCAACAUACAUUCGCCAGUCAUCUUGAUUUGUUUUUGUUGUGAGCCAUUCAAUCACUUGUUAUCGCAGGUACAUAAGUCUACUCUGUUAGAAGAAUUUCUAAUUCAAUUUAUUGUUGGAUUAUCCUUUAUAUAGGUACAUUGGUGAGAUUCUUUGGAUGCUAAAAAUUUUGUGUAUGCUUUACAAUAUUUGACGGAUUUUGUGUUUGACUGGCGAAAUACGUUAAUACAAUGCUAUGGAGACCCUGUUUCAUGCGCUCAUCAUCGUAAUUACAACUUAGCAGGAGUAAAUGGAAUGUGGUGAACGUUUACGUAUGUUGACUUGAAUUUCUUUGUUCUGCUUCGCUCCAGUUUGCCGGUCUUGGAACCAUGAAUGACCUAGUGAACUUUGUGGCUAUUUAUAUAUUGCCCAGCAUCCAAGAUGCAUUGCGGUAAACAGUCAAAAUGGCGUCUGUUUUGAUUGCUGGAAGUUCACAUGUUAAACGAUUUGAGCACUAUGUAAAUCAAAAUCGAGAAUUUCAGAACUUGAAUUUAAAUCCAAACACUUUUGUAACAUUUUAUGGUAUAAGUGGAGGAAAGCUGACAAAUAAUUCCCACUUGCAGGCGUUAGAACAAAACUUAGGCACGUUUCUCCGGACUUUCUCAUCUUACAUUUAGGUGGUAACGAUCUGGACACAACUUCGGCUGAUGAAACAUACGCUUAUGAGUUAUGUUUACGACUUUGUUGUAUUGCGGAAACAUUUGCCCGUCGUUUCAACAUUAAAAAGACAAUUGUUUGCCAACUGAUGCCGAGAUAUCGGACACGGGUAUUAGAUAUAAAUAGUUAUAAUGAACUAGUAAUUAAAUUCAAUAGAAUACUGAAGAGAGAGCUGUUAGGAAAAAACUGUUUGCAGUACUGGAAUAUAAAAGGUGUUAAAAACAGCCAGCGUCCAGUAUUUUGCGAUGGAGUCCAUCUGAACAACGAAUGGGGCAUGCGAAUUUACUACAGAAACUUGCGUGGUGCAAUUAUCCAAUGUUUAAAAUAAGAUUGGUAGCAGGGACAUCUACAUCGUAUGGUCCGUCAACAUAAGCAGCACAUUUUCAUUCAGGUAGGAACAUGCCACCUAAGAGAAAAAGGAGUCGGGUGACAAAAGCUGCGGAGCCAACCGAGUCUCAACCAAAACGCAGCGCACCGUCUAAAGACCUGGAAAUCGUGGAUACAAUCCAAAACGCAAUACAAGCAGCCAUUCCUGGUAUUACGAAGGCGGUAAUGGAUGAGAUAUCCAAACAAAAGACUAGUACUGACACCGCUAUAAUGCCAAGUCCUUCAGCGCCUGAGGGGGAAGCGGCCAAUGACAGCGCUGUGGAGCCUACGGUUAAUCUGGGUCCGGGAAUUUCAGGACCUAUGUACAAAUAUGGACCCAGUGCCAUCAGCAGUUCACCCAACAAUGCUAACACUCUGAAAGAUAUAGCGACAGCCAUUCUGAAGAAUUCCCUCGCUCCUACAUCAAGGGCAGCUUAUGAAAAAACAUUUGCUUUUUACGCUGACUUUAUGUCAACCUACUUUCCUAAUGUCUCUUUACUGCCUCCUACUACUGAGCAUUUGGCGCAUUUUAUAGCUUUUUGUUUUCAAAGUAACAUCGCAGCAUCAACCUUGAAAACUUACAUUUCGGCUCUGAGUUAUAAUUUCAAAAUUCAAGGUUUUGAAGAUCCAUCACAACAAUUUGUAAUUCGCAAAAUGCUACAGGGAUAUCAAAAGUUAAAAACAGUAGGAAGUGACACAAGAUUGCCCAUAACAACGUCAAUUCUGAAACAGCUUGUAACUUCUUUAGACAAGUUAGGCAUUUCAGCCUAUUUAUGCAGUAUGCUAAAGGCAAUGUAUUUGCUGGCUUUUCAUGCUUUUUUAAGGGUUGGUGAAAUAACAGUUUCGUCUUCUACGAACGUUAAAAACGUAUUAAAUCUGGUCAAUGUAAAACUCGUUUCGGAUAAACUAAAUUCCAGUGAAUCUCUUGAGAUUACAAUGGAUAAUUUCAAACAUAGUGCAGGCAAACAUAUACCCACGUUGAUUCUACAAAGAAACGAAUCGGAAGAGCAAUUUUGUCCUGUUCAGGCUAUUCAGCUAUUUCUUAAAGUUAGAGGCCAGUCACCAGGCCCUUUGUUUGCAUAUCCAAAUGGUGAUGGGUUACUAAGACAACAUUUUACAAAUUAUUUGCAAAUGUCUCUUAAAUGGGCAGGGCUAAAUACGAGUCAUUAUAAAGGCCACAGUUUUCGAAUAGGAGCUGCGACAUGCGCUGCAGCAAUGGGAAUUUCAGAGGAAAAAAUCAAACGAAUGGGAAGAUGGCAUUCCGACGCUUUUAAAAAGUACAUAAGAAUCCCUGUGCUUCAUAUUUAGAUGAAUUUGAUCAUGGGGUCAUGAGUCUCUGAUCAAAUAGUAUAAAUUAGUAUUUCACCCCUUUUAUUUCUUCGCGAAAGCAUAGGUGAGGGUCAGCAGGUUUUUGAACAGUAGUUUUCCUUUCGGUUAAUCUGUAUAUAUGUUGCCGUAGGUAAUGACUUUCAGACUUUUGAAAUUUAACAUUGGGUCAUGGGGACAUGGGCCUCUGAUUCCACAAUUGCUAGUGAACUAUGGAUGAGAGUUUGUUGUCAUUUGAAAUUUGACACUGGGUCAUGGGGACACGGGCCUCUGAUUCCACAAUUGCUAGUGAACUAUGGGUGAGAGUUUGUUGUCAUUUGAAAUUUGACACUGGGUCAUGGGGACACGGGCCUCUGAUUCCACAAUUGCUAGUGAUCUAUGGCUGAGAAUGUGUUGUCACUUGAAAUUAGACACUGGGUCAUGGGGACAUGGGCCUCUUGACUUCAUAACGGGUAAUGUAGCCUUGCAUGAAAGCAUUUUGUUACUUAUUGCUGCAUGAAUGAUAUGAACAGUUUCUUCACGAGGACAAGGGCCUCUGACAAUUCUUAAAAGGGAAAUGCUGACCAUUACUUGUACAUCAUUUAAGCACUUUUGUAUAACACAAAUGUAAUUUGUAUUCUUUAUGUGAAUGUUACUAUAUAUCAUAUUAAUUGAAGACAAUAGUUUUGGGUGGGGUUUAUUGUAUUCAUUGUUUCACCAUGAACACAAUAAUGUGGCGAUUUUUUAUGCCCCACCUAUGAUAAUUGGCUUAACAAAAUGUAUUUGUUAAUUUUAUGCACAGGUUUUUUAUGAUUGUGUAAUGUUUGUCAAUUUGUUUAAUUAGUAUUUUUGCAUGAUUUGUCUCGUCAUUUAUUAGAUCAAAAUAAAUGACAAUUUUCAAUUCAAACUCUCUUCAUUUUGUUUUUACAAUAUCAAACGAAGCAAAACUAUUGUCAGUGUAUUUGCAUAAAAUCUUAAUUUACAACAUUAAAUUAAUUUAUGUAAAACAUCUGACAUGGCAAGAAGAACAACUCCGAUUUUUCUCUUCGCCGGUUUACAUUCCUGUAAUCUGAUAAUCUCUUAUCAGCAACUGACCAGAUUCAGCUAAUUUUGCGCACGCCUUCAUUCUUCCAGCGUGCAUUGCUUUGUCAACAUACAUUCGCCAGUCAUCUUGAUUUGUUUUUCCCACCGUCCCACCCAAAUGCUUUUUAUUUUUAUCUUCUUGCCAUGUUUGAUGAGAGAAAUAAAUUGAACU
Molecule: messenger RNA, 3716 nt
Organism: Saccostrea cuccullata (small rock oyster)
Lineage: Eukaryota; Metazoa; Mollusca; Bivalvia; Ostreida; Ostreidae
Exons: 3
Coding region: 1190-2464 (424 amino acids)
Biological process (GO): DNA integration; DNA recombination
Molecular function (GO): DNA binding
Source: RefSeq, a predicted model, not a curated record